AUGAGCAGGGGAAAGAUGACAAGCUGGGAUGAGGCAGGUAGAGAAACGAUGAUGUUGGAGGGGUUGAGGCCGAUCCAAUGUGGGGAGAUGAGGAGGAGAGAUGAUGAAAGGGAGAGGGAGAGGAAGGAGGGAGCAAAAAGAAGAUUGCGACGAGAGGGGUUGAUCAGUUGGCCCAGUGGGGACAGGAGGGCUGUUGCUGCUGCUGCCACUGCUGCCACUGCUGCUGCAGUUCUUGCGGGUGGUGUUUCUGCUGACGGUGCAGUAACGGGUGCAGCAGCAAGCAGAAGCAUUGGCAGCAAGAAACAGCGAGACAGCGAAUGCAGCGACACACAGCAACCACAGGCAUACACUAGCCCAGUAUGA
Molecule: messenger RNA, 363 nt
Organism: Aaosphaeria arxii CBS 175.79
Lineage: Eukaryota; Fungi; Ascomycota; Dothideomycetes; Pleosporales
Exons: 2
Coding region: 1-363 (120 amino acids)
Source: RefSeq, a predicted model, not a curated record